Molecule: messenger RNA, 345 nt
Organism: Penicillium olsonii
Lineage: Eukaryota; Fungi; Ascomycota; Eurotiomycetes; Eurotiales; Aspergillaceae
Source: the annotation of a GenBank genome assembly
AUGCAAUUUCCCAAAAUCCCGAAGAAGGUCAACAUCGCAGGAUUUGUCAACACGCGAGUCCUCCGUGAUGACAAGAAGCGUCAGGUUUUUGCCAAGUAUGAGGUUCAGAGACAAGCCCUGCGGUAUGCAGUCCGCAACACUUCCCUGCCAGCCCGCACCCGGGUCCAGGCUCAGCUAGAGCUAGCAGAGUCCCACUCAUACACCCGGUCCACCACGAUCAAGAACCGCUGCGUGGCCUCAGGAACUGCUCGCAGUAUCUUCCGGGACUUCAAGCUCAACCGAUAUCAAUUCCGUUUGCAGGCUCUUGCCGGCGAGCUGCCCGGUGUGAGAAAGGCAUCCUGGUGA